Ahaetulla prasina is the source of this 3212-nucleotide messenger RNA. RefSeq names its product rhomboid 5 homolog 1 (gene RHBDF1). The record is from RefSeq and is a predicted model, not a curated record. Lineage: Eukaryota; Metazoa; Chordata; Lepidosauria; Squamata; Colubridae. The coding region runs from base 251 to 2929 and encodes 892 amino acids. Gene Ontology annotation, cellular component: endoplasmic reticulum membrane. The transcript is spliced from 20 exons. Gene Ontology annotation, biological process: regulation of protein secretion; regulation of epidermal growth factor receptor signaling pathway. Gene Ontology annotation, molecular function: serine-type endopeptidase activity.
CCCGACCCGCCUUCCGCGCCGGGCCGCCCUUCGGUCUGCAGGCCGGCUGCGCCGAGGCCGGCCCUCCUCACUGAAUGGCCGCCCGGCCAGCGCUCCCUGGACGGCCCCGGCUGGAGCGACGGGCACCAACGGCGCCUCGAGGAUGGAAACGGCCAAAGGCAGCUGUGGUGAUGUCAGUGUGGCUGUGGGUAGCAUGACCCCUCCUUGCUUAGGGACUUCUCUAUCCAGGCUGGGCUUCUGAAGAGGGAAGAUGACUGAGGUCUGCCAGGACAGCUCUAGCAGCUUGCAGAGAAAGAAGCCUCCUUGGCUGAAACUGGACAUUCCAGCUGCCCCGUUCUUGGCUGCAGCAGAGGAACCAGCCUCACUUCAGCCCUUGAAGCGCCAGGCCUUCCUCCGAAGCGUCAGCAUGCCUGCUGAGAACAGCCUCUUUCCUGCUGCCUACAGCGAGACCCGGCGGCCUGUCCUGCAGCGACAGACGUCCAUCACCCAGACCAUCUGGAGCAGACAGGUGCACUUUGAGAAAACCCAGACGCUGCCCAUUCGGGGGCACCAGGUGGGCAGGAGGCACCUGAGAAAGCGCCAGUCACUGCCCAGAACACUGUUCAGGGGCACAGCAGACUGGUUUGGGGUCAGCAAGGAGAGCGAUGCCACCCAGAAGUGGCAACGGAAGAGCCUGCGCCACUGCAGCCUGCGCUACGGAAAGCUGAAACCUCAGGCCCUCCGCGAAAUGGACCUUCCGAGCCAGGACAACAUCUCUCUGGCCAGCACGGAGACCCCACCACCACUCUAUCUGCCCCCCUGCCCACCUGGCAUGCAGAGAAUAAUCGACCCCCUGGCCCGUGGACGGGCCUUCCGAGUGGUGGAGGAUUGCGAUGGCUGCAAUGUGCCCCCCACCCCAGCCACGCCCGGAGCCGCCUCGUUGUGCUCUUUCACUAGCUCACGCUCUGGCUUCGGUCGUUGGCCUCGGCGGCGGAAAAGGGAGUCUGUGGCUAAGAUGAGCUUCCGAGCAGCAGCAGCGCUAGUGAAGGGCCGUUCCAUGAGAGAUGGUACCCUGCGUCGGACAGGACAGCGCAGCUUCACUCCGGCCAGCUUCCUGGAGGAAGACUUCACCACAGAGUUCCCAGAUGAGCUGGACACCUCCUUCUUUGCCAGGGAAGGAGUCCUCCCAGAAGAGCCCUCCACAUAUCCCGAUGAAGUUUUUGAGUCCCCCUCUGAAGCAGCCCUCAGGGUCCCCGAGGCGAAGACCCUGCAGGGUCAGCCAACCCUCACAGGGGGGGCUCUGGACCGGAGCGAACUAGAGAGAAGCCACCUGCUCUUCCCCCUGGAGCGUGGCUGGCGGAAACAGAAAGAGGGGGCUUCCGUGCAGCCGAAGGUCCGUCUGCGGCAGGAGGUGGUCAGCCUGGGCCUCCAGCGGCGUGGCCAGCGCAUCACCAUCCCUGUCCGCAAACUCUUUUCCAAAGAGAAGCGUCCCUACGGCUUGGGCAUAGUAGGCCGGCUGACCAACCGGACGUACCGCAAGCGCAUUGAUAGCUUUGUGAAGCAGCAGAUUGAGGACAUGGAUGACCACCGGCCAUUCUUCACCUACUGGGUCACCUUCGUGCAUUCACUCAUCACCAUCCUGGCUGUGUCCAUCUAUGGGAUUGCUCCUGUGGGGUUUUCGCAACAUGAGACGGUGGACUCGGUCCUGAAAAACCGGGGGAUAUACGAGAACGUGAAAUAUGUCCAACAAGAGAAUUUUUGGAUAGGGCCCAGCUCGGAAGCUCUCAUCCAUCUGGGAGCAAAGUUCGCCCCUUGCAUGCGACAGGAUCAGCAGGUGCACAGCUUCAUCAGCACGGCCCGGGAGAAGGAGAAACACUCUGCCUGCUGUGUGCGCAACGACAAAUCAGGCUGUGUGCAGACGGCCGAGGAGGAGUGCUCCUCCACUUUGGCUGUGUGGGUGAAGUGGCCAAGUCAUCCCAGCACCCCCUUGCUGGUUGGGGGCAAGAGGAAGUUUGGCUCUGUGUGCCACCAAGACCCCAGGGUGUGUGAGCAGCCGGCAUCCAUGGAUCCUCAUGAGUGGCCUGAUGACAUCACCAAGUGGCCUAUCUGCACCAACAACAGUGCUGGAAACCACACCAACCACCUGCACAUGGACUGUGUGAUCACUGGACGGCCCUGCUGUAUUGGCACCAAGGGAAGGUGUGAGAUCACCUCACGGGAAUACUGCACCUUCAUGCAUGGUUACUUCCACGAAGAGGCCACCCUCUGCUCCCAGGUGCACUGCAUGGAUGAUGUCUGCGGCCUUCUCCCCUUCCUCAACCCCGAAGUGCCAGAUCAGGUCUACCGCCUGUGGCUGUCGCUGUUCCUUCAUGCAGGGAUCCUGCACUGCCUUGUGUCUGUAUGCUUCCAGAUGACCAUCUUGCGUGACUUGGAGAAGCUGGCUGGUUGGCAUCGCAUCUCCCUGAUCUACUUGUUUAGCGGCAUCACAGGCAACCUAGCCAGCGCUAUCUUCCUCCCCUAUCGGGCCGAGGUUGGCCCAGCAGGCUCCCAGUUUGGCAUCUUGGCCUGCCUCUUUGUGGAGCUCUUCCAGAGUUGGCAGAUCCUGGCUCGGCCUUGGAGGGCCUUCUUCAAACUACUGGCGAUUGUGCUGUUCCUGUUUGCCUUUGGCCUCCUCCCCUGGAUAGACAACUUUGCUCACAUCUGUGGCUUUAUCAGUGGCCUCUUCCUGUCCUUCGCCUUCCUCCCAUACAUCAGCUUUGGCAAAUUUGACCUGUACCGAAAGCGGUGUCAGAUCAUCGUUUUCCAGUCAGUCUUUGUGGGGCUCCUCUCUGGACUGGUGGUGCUGUUUUACUUUUACCCCAUUCGCUGCCAGUGGUGUGAGGUCCUCACCUGCCUCCCCUUCACUGACAAGUUCUGUGAAAAGUAUGACCUGGAUGCGCAGCUCCACUGAGCGGGGAGGGGUGCAAUCACUGGCUGCCUUGGGCAAAGCUGGCCUGGUGCUACUUACCAGACUGCCAGCCAACUUAAAAUUCCUGCUUCUCCCUGUGCUGCCUUAUCUUGGCAACUGGAACUUUUUCAGCACACAGAAAGUUGGUGCCUUGUUCAAUUUUACUGAACCUUUUCUGCUGCCAUGCUUUUAUUAUGCUAGUUUCAAAGCGACUCUUUUCAUGAAGUUUGUUAUUGUUACCCUGGUGGUGAUUAAAAGUGAAGGUAGCGUUUUAGCUACAUUUCCA